This is a messenger RNA of Plectropomus leopardus (leopard coralgrouper), 3446 nucleotides long. RefSeq names its product MYCL proto-oncogene, bHLH transcription factor b (gene myclb). Gene Ontology annotation, molecular function: protein dimerization activity; DNA-binding transcription factor activity. Lineage: Eukaryota; Metazoa; Chordata; Actinopteri; Perciformes; Serranidae. Gene Ontology annotation, biological process: regulation of DNA-templated transcription. The record is from RefSeq and is a predicted model, not a curated record.
GCAAACAAAGUGUCCGCAGCCGGAGCCGUGAAGCCCUGAGAGCGGGACACCGCCACCACACGGACUCAUUCACCUCAUAGACUGUUUACAAACGGAGAAAAGACACCGGGAGGGUCCGCUGUAACGCUCACACCGGAGGCGGAUCACACGGAGGGAGUCGGUGCUCCUGCUGUUGUGUGGACUCUAACACUGCGCACGGCGGAUCUAUGAAGGAGCGCGCGGCUUUCUCACUCUCAGCACCAGUCACAGGGAACAGGGAGUGAUUACCCCCCGGCCUGCAGUCCCCAUGCCGGGCAUCAGCUCCACCGCGCCUCGUUAUGACAGCUGGGACAUGGACCACCUCGACCACUACCAACAUUAUUUCUAUGACGACCACCACGACCCAGACGAGGAUUUCUUCAAAUCCACCGCGCCCAGUGAGGACAUAUGGAAGAAAUUCGAGCUGGUCCCAACCCCGCCCAUGUCCCCCAUCCGGGCGGUGGAGGGGUCUGGCAGGCUGCUGUGCCCAUCUCUUGGAGACAAGCUGGAGUGGGUGUCUCAGUUCUUAGGACAAGAGGACGACCAGCAGCAGGACCUGCCCUGCAAGCUGACCACGGCCAGUGACUCGUUUGGGAACCUGAGCUCCAUCAUCAUCCAGGACUGCAUGUGGAGCGGCUUCUCUGCCGGACAACAGCUGGAGAGAGUUGUAGGGGAGCGGUGCGCCUCCUGUCCCGGGACAGGGGCUGUUGCCAAAGUGGCAGCCAGCUCGGCUGUCCCCUCUCCAGGGAGAGCACAGGGUGCCCCUGGCGAAGCAUCGGCCCUGAGUGGACUGGCUGUGGACUGUGUGGACCCAGCUGCCGUGCUCACUUUCCCGUUAACCAGUGGAUGCAAGAAACAAGUGUCCUCUGGUUCCGAUUCUCACACCGACUCAUCAGAUGAUGAGGAUGACAAGGAUGAGGAUGAAGAGGAGAUCGACGUGGUGACAGUGGAGCACAAGCAGCAACGCAAACCUCGUCGACUGGUCAACACCCGCAAACCAGUGACCAUAACAGUACGUGCAGACCCCCUGGACCCCGGCAUGAAGCGUUUCCACAUCUCCAUCCACCAACAGCAGCACAACUAUGCUGCCCCCUCCCCGGACACGCUGCCUCCACCGGCUGAGCCGCCGCGGAAGAGGCUCCGUAACGAGGUGUCGUCUCAGGCCGCGCAGCCGCACCAGAACUCUCAUCAGCAGCAGCCGCGGCCUGGCCACACGCCUCUGAACUUAGACAGCAGGAAGUGUCCUGUGACCGUGGCCGGAGUCAGGUCAGAGUCACCUAACCUCAGCGCCUCCUCUCCUACCUCCAUGUCCCCUUCGUCUCCUCCCUCCUCCUCCUCCUCCUCCUCUUCCCCCCAUUCCCAAAGCUCCCCCUCCAAGCCGCACUCCUUCUACCAGCUUUCCAGCCCCCAGUCCCCCGACUGCGAGGACACAGACAAACGCAGGGCGCACAACUUCCUCGAGCGCAAGCGAAGGAACGACCUGCGCUCGCGUUUCCUGUCGCUGCGGGAUGAGAUCCCUGGCUUAGCGGACUGCCCCAAGACGCCCAAAGUGGCAAUCCUGAUGCGAGCCACUGAGUACCUGCAGCAGCUGCACGCCAGCGAGCGGCAGAAGGCUCAGGAGAGGAAGCAGCUGAAAUCCAGACAGAUGCAGCUGCUGCAGAGGCUGGCACUGCUCAAACGCUCCUGAGUGUCAACACACACACACACACACACACACACACGGACACUGAGAGCGGAGCGGCACGAUAUGAAGGAGAAGAGUCACUAAUGUUCACUUUGAAUUGGUGCGGGUGGAUUUUUUUUUUGUUUUCUAUUUUUGUGGUUUGCACAUUAGCUUGUGAGUGAUUGACGAGGCCAGACAGUAGGCCAGGGACUGAUGUUAUGAGGCGUCUUACAGGCAGAUGAAUAUGUCCAUGGUUACUCAGUACAGGUUGUCAAACUGUUAAAUUUCCCCCCUCGCUGAAAAACUGUUGCUGGCUGUGAAUGCAGCAGCUUGUAGCUGAUAAACUGCUGCAGCUGUGCUGUGUGCCUGCUGCAUGGUCUGGUUGUGAUUGGGCUCAGUGUGCUUGCACAGCAGAGAUGUCUCCUCUUUCUGUCUGUCCACGGUCUAAAGGGCCUCCUCAAGUGUCUCUGUAGAGUCUCCUUCUCUCUGUUCUUUAAAGUCCUCUGCUCUCAGCGCUCGGCGUACAACUCGGACAUUUAGUUGUCAAGUUGUGUCGUGUUUCUGCUCUUUUCCUGUCUCGUCUCUCAUCUUCCAACAUCUAACCUCCUUCCUCUUGUUCUUCUCUUCACACUUCUUGUUAGUGUUUUUUGGGAAUGAAGGGGGCUGCAGUGGGACUGUAUUGAGCCACGCAACACCGAUGUUACAACUGGAUAUAUUCUGCACCUCUGGAAUAGCUCAGGUUAAGUCCUUACUUGAGUGCCUGCAGGUUUCCAUUCAGCAUCCUCUUCUUGCAUCACAGACGUCUCAGCAGCAGCACCACAGGAACGACCAGUUUCUUAGCUUAAUUAUUUGGAGAAAAUGAUAAAAUAUGUUGCCAUACAGGCAUUGUUUAAUCCAACUCUCAAUCAGUAUCUCCAAAAAAACAAUGAAGAUUUUCACCAAGAUUUCUCUGUAUCUAUCUGUUAUUGUUGUGCCAUAGAGAGCAGCCAAAAGGUGAAUGUUGACUUCAAAUUAUCAACCAAAAGAAACUUGACAAUGACUUAAACUGAAUCCAACAUCAAUGUCAACUUCUGCUUUAAGAUGAAGCCCACUGAGUUCCAACUGUACAUUUCCUUUAUCUAGCUGUCUAAUAUUCGUAAAUGGUUUUUUUUGCAUUUGAUGUAACGCCUAUAGAAGCCUUUCAAUGUCUGUAGAAGAUCCUGAUGGAUGUUGUGUAUAUAGAUCCCUCACUGUACAGUCCCUUCAAACCAAAACCAGAGCUGUCUACUAUACUCUCCUAGUUUUCGUCGGGCCCCGCGUCUUACACCGGGGGCCCAAGCUUGCCGGCUUUUCAAAGAUAACUCAAAGCUUCUAUUUUUGUUAAUAAAAUGAUUAUGAAAAAAGAGUCAAAAUAAAACACAUACUGAACAUUGAUCACACUAGCCACUUUGUCACUGUGUUUGUUUUGCAAUGCCUACUUGUUUUCUUUUCUUUACCGUCUCUGAGGUUUCUUUUAUUUGUACAAAAGUUUUAUACUAUAUUUUCCUACCGAGUUGUUUCAGUGUGAGCUUAUGACUGUUUCUGUUCUUGUAGCUGGCGAGGCUUUAUUGGUGGUUAUGUGCUGAAAAUUGGCGUUGUGUUUUAUGCGUGUGGAGUGGAAAAGCAAUUGAAUGCUCCUUUGUUCAAUCACUAGACAGGUUUCCAUGAACCUUCUAACUGUAAAUUGAAAUUAAGAAUAUAGAAUAUGCCUAAUGGAAACAUGUCAAUUUAGAAAAAAACGUGGCCU